Molecule: messenger RNA, 2380 nt
Organism: Bursaphelenchus okinawaensis
Lineage: Eukaryota; Metazoa; Nematoda; Chromadorea; Rhabditida; Aphelenchoididae
Source: the annotation of a GenBank genome assembly
AUGGUCACUACGGACGAUCUGUUUGAGGUGUUUGGAAAUAACAGAGGAAGUCAAGGCUUGUCUUCGAUCUGGAACAUUGCCAGAAGGGAUGUUGAGAUACCCUUAGGGUCUCCGACUGAGUUACUGCGGGACAAACAUGUUGAUUUCAUUGUAAAAAGUGGUGCAAACACUGAAGGAUACGUAAGUUGGUUUGUUAAAAUGUUUUUGUUUUAUAGGACUACGUAUUGAUCUUUGAUUGAUCUUUUUUGGUUGAAAAGUUUUGAGAAAUCAUUACUUUGAAGGUGAAUUUUGUGGUUAAGAUAACUUGCUUUUCAGAUUACUUUAAACGUAUUUCAAGAGUGUUUAAGUAAUAGCUUGAUAAGUAAAUUUAUUUUAGGAAUACAUUCUGACAGAGUAUCUGAGGGUAAGUGGAAUAUACUGGUGUGUUGGCUCUUUGGAUUUGGCCAAUCAGUUGGAGAAGCAAGACCAGAAGCAUAUCGAGAACAUAAUCAAGAUCAUAACCGACUCAAAGAACGAAGAUGGUGGAUAUGGAUCGGCAAAAGGUCACGACAGUCAGAUCUUACACACGCUCUGUGCUCUUCAGGUAAGCUUAUUGGCUUAUAGUUUACGGUCGAUUUUUUAAUUUUUUAAACUUUAAAUUAGAAUUGUUAUUUACUUUUUUAAUGUUCCAAAUAUGAGAAGCGUAUUAUAGUUAAAAGAAUGAAGCCUGAUAUUGUUUUAGGUAUUCAUAAUUUUAAAACGAUUGGACUUGGUGGACAAGAACAGUGUCGUAUCGUUUAUUCAGAAUUUGCAAAAUGAAGAUGGCAGUUUUUGUGGAGAAAGCAGAAACAGUAAGUUGUGGAUUAUAUGUUGUGGGAUAUCUUUAAUACUUAUGUAUUUAAUUGUGUAAGUAUUUUCUAAAAGUAUUGAUUAGAAAAACCUUAUUUCUAUAUGACAUUUUAAAAGAUGGGCAUAACGAGAUAAUUGAAUAUUGUCCUAGAGAUUGUAUAAUUCACCACAAACAGCGUGUCAUAAUAGGUGUGAUGAUCUAAUCGGACAAUGGAUUUGGUUGUGUAAUGUUGCGUCAUAGGCGUAUUUGCAGAAGAGGUUGAUACUCGAUUCACCUUUUGUGCUUUGUUGUCGCUGUAUCUGAUUGACCGGUUGGAUGCUGUGGAUGUUCGAAAGGCAGUAGACUUCGUCUUCAAGUGCUACAACUUUGAUGGUGGAUUUGGGACAAGACCGGGCUCGGAAAGUCACUCAGGCCAAGUAUAUUGUUGUGUUGGGACAUUGGCAUUGACUGGGUGUUUGGAGCAGAUUAACAUGGACAGGACGGCACAAUGGCUUGCUGAUAGACAAUGUCGGUCUGGAGGACUUUGUGGUAAGUAAAGUACUUGCUUUGAUAAACAUCUAAAAAGUUAACUACAAGAUUUACAUUACAUUUUACCACUACCUGACAUCAGAGUAGAGUAUGGUAACGCAUUUUACGAAGAUAUGAUACGAUGCUUCAUGUAGUGUAAUGUUGUUUCGUUUGCCGAAAGUGUCAUUUUGUUGAACAUAAAUCAAGUUCGCACUUUAUCGAUAGGUGCGCGGGAUUACUGUAACGUGUCUUUGCAGGCCGACCCGAGAAACUACCUGACGUAUGUUAUUCAUGGUGGGUGUUAGCGUCUUUGGCGAUGUUGGGAAAGCUGGAUUACAUUGAUAAGGUAAUAAGAGCUUUAACUUUUACUUGACUUUUAAUUUAUGAAGUUCUACGACUAAUCAAAAUAAUAUUGCUUUAGAAUGAUUUUUUUUAUUUUUUUCCUGUUCAUUUGUAUUAGGCUGUCUGGAAAGUCCUGGUCCUCAUUGAUUACCUACAUCCAAUAAAUUAGUUUAUGACAAUUUACAAAAUCAGAAACUUAAUAUAGCUUAUAAAAUGGCAAAUUAUUUAUUUAAAAACACUUUUUUUGUUUAAAAAGAGUUCUGGCUCAGAACUUUCUGAACAGUAUUAUGUAUUGCAGGAAUAUACAAAAUCUUUUCAUUACCUGAAGAAUAAAAGCUUUUUUUAUAAAAUGUUUUUGAAAUCUUAUAAUUUUUCUUUUAGGAAGACUUGACCAAGUUCAUAUUGGCAGCUCAGGAUGAUGAAACUGGAGGUAUCGCUGAUAGACCUGGAGAUAUGGUAAGUUUUUGUUUGAAUUUUCAAAAAUUAUUAUUAUAUUUACCCAUAUUAUGUUUCUUUUUGAAACGUAUUAUAACGUUCUAGCAAUUUUACCUAACUACCAAUAAAAGAUCGUUUCAGCCGGACCCAUUUCACACAAUAUUUGGACUAGCCGGUCUUAGUCUCUUGGGAUAUCCUGGACUAGAACCAGUCGAUCCAAUAUUUUGUAUGACGAAAAGGUCUCUGGGAGAGUUGAGCUUCAUGUAA